AUGGCUUUAAAUAAAACCGGCAUAUUUACACCACCAGUCGACCAUUAUAUAACAGCAGGGCAAAUUAUCGGCUACCUUACCGAGCCAUUAGUCAACCCACUAGAAAAUAUACUUGUAUCUACGUUAACAGUUCUAUUUCCCUCCACAAGUCAAUAUGUCAAGAAUUUUCUCGCGGAAAAUGAGUCACCGUUUUCCAAACGGUUGCCACUCAUGAACCCGUUUCAUGUAUUGCUUAUCACGCUUUCCUAUUUGUCGGUAGUUUUCGUUGGUAAGAGAAUUAUGGAGAAUAGGACGAAAUUUGAUACCAGAACGCUUAGUACGAUACAUAAUUCUUUCUUGGUCUGGUUGAGUGCGUACAUGUGUUAUGGAGUACUGAGUGAAGCAUGGAAUCAAGGAUAUGGUUUAUUUGGUAAUCCAGAGGAUAAAAGUGAGAAUGGAUGGCAGAUGGCAAAAUAUAUCUGGUUAUUUUAUGUCUCGAAAAUUGCAGAAUUUACGGACACUUUUAUAAUGGUGUUAAAAAAGAAUAAUCAUCAGAUAACGUUUCUGCACGUGUAUCACCAUUGUUCAAUCUUUGUGAUUUGGUGGUUAGUCACCUUCAUCGCGCCAAAUGGAGAAGCUUAUUUUAGUGCCGCACUAAAUUCUGCUGUUCACGUGGUGAUGUACGGCUAUUACUUGAGCACCACACUCUCAGUCCCAAUACGAUUCAUCAAACGAUACAUUACCCUCUUCCAAAUGACACAAUUCACGCUAAUGAUGAUCCAAGCAACCUACGAUAUGGUUUUAUUUAAAGUAUUGACACCGGACGCAAAACAAAAGUAUCCAUUCGUGUUGACCGCGUUACUGUGGGUCUAUAUGUGGACGAUGUUGGGAUUGUUUAUGAAUUUCUUUAUCGCUGAUCGAAAGCGUGAGCGUGAGGCAAGGGCGGCGAAAAAGAAGGCGCAUUGA
This is a messenger RNA of Ambispora gerdemannii, 945 nucleotides long. NCBI's taxonomy places the organism in Eukaryota, Fungi, Glomeromycota, Glomeromycetes, Archaeosporales, Ambisporaceae. The record is from the annotation of a GenBank genome assembly.